This is a messenger RNA of Micropterus dolomieu (smallmouth bass), 1498 nucleotides long. It is a transcript of the gene gpr18, whose product is annotated as G protein-coupled receptor 18. The transcript is spliced from 3 exons. Lineage: Eukaryota; Metazoa; Chordata; Actinopteri; Centrarchiformes; Centrarchidae. The record is from RefSeq and is a predicted model, not a curated record. The coding region runs from base 139 to 1158 and encodes 339 amino acids. Gene Ontology annotation, molecular function: G protein-coupled receptor activity. Gene Ontology annotation, cellular component: membrane. Gene Ontology annotation, biological process: positive regulation of Rho protein signal transduction; phospholipase C-activating G protein-coupled receptor signaling pathway.
UUUUGAAUGAGUGUUCAGAUAAAUCGCCGUGCUACUUCAUAAACCUGUUGGCGCAAGCUUGUCAAGAUGUUUGUGUCAUUUAUGUGAUGUCAAACUCUUGUGGACCUGUGAGGAUUACUUCUACAUCAUGAUCAAAUAAUGAAACUGGAUCUAAACUUCUCCAACAUGUCUGUGGAGUCUGGUGCUGUAAAGCUGGAGCAGGGACCGGUGGAGUACCGCAUGGCAGGCCUGAUCUUCUACUGCUUCGUCUUCAUCAUAGGAGUCAUAGUCAAUCUCACUGCCAUAUGGGUGUUUGCCCUCACCACCAAGAAGAGGAACUCUGUCACGGUCUACAUGAUAAAUGUGGCCAUCGUGGAUCUCACCUUCAUCCUGCUGCUUCCUUUCAGAAUGGUUUACCACCACCAGGACUAUUGGCCCUUCGGAGAUAUUUUCUGCAGAAUCAGUGCAGCUCUCACCAUCUUCUACCCCUGCAUCGCUCUGUGGCUGUUUGCUCUGAUCAGUGCUGACCGCUACAUGGCCAUCGUCCAGCCAAAGCACGGUAAAGAGCUGAGGAAUGUCCCAAAGGCUGUGGUGGCGAGUUUGGGGGUGUGGGUAAUGACUCUGGGCUGCACUGUACCCCUGCUCUUCUCUGACCAUGACCCCGAUCAAAUUUCCAACUUCACCACCUGCAUCAAGAUGCAAGACAUCAUCUACAUGCGCCAUGACAACCCAGUCAACUUUGUGCGACUCAUCUUCUUCUUCCUGGUUCCCAUAUUUAUAAUGAUUGGCUGCUAUAUUGUCAUUGUGGAUAAUCUGAUCCAUGGCCGCACCUCUAAACUCAAACCUAAAGUGAAGCAAAAGUCCAUCCGGAUUAUCAUCACACUGAUUAUCCAAAUGUUGGUGUGUUUUGUGCCUUUCCAUGUGUGUUUAGUGCUCCGUUUGCUGGAUACAGGCAAAGAUGGGGGGUUUAGUACCUGGGCAGUCUUCACCACAUUCCUGAUGAACAUGAGCACAGUGCUAGAUAUCAUUCUAUACUACAUUGUCUCCAAGCAGUUCCAGGACAGGGUGAUCAGCGUGAUUCUGUACAGGAACUAUCUGCGAAGUGUGAGACGGAAGAGCAGGCACACACACACAGGCAGCAUCCGAUCAAUGAGCAACCUGACCAGCGCAAUGAUAUGAAGCAACCGUCAAACUUUCAUGUCAACCAGCACACGCACACACAUGUACUGGGCACGCUUUGGCACAAUGUAACACUGAAUGCAUCACUGUGUACAUGGUUCAUUAUCAAAAGGAUCAAAACUUGCAAUUAAUUUCCGAGGUGUAAUUUACACUCACAGUAUGGGAGUGCUGCUGUUGUGGCAAAAACAUCUGUGUUCUGAGCUGAUUGACUCACCCAUGAGACUUGAGAUGUUUUUUUGUGCAUCUUUGCUCCGGCAAACAAAGCACGAGUGUUUGUAGCUCAGGUGUAACACUUGCAGGCGAAAAUAAAGCUCAUAAUGAUUAAAAACAUAGCCCACAG